This is a messenger RNA of Diaporthe citri, 1659 nucleotides long. RefSeq lists its product as uncharacterized. The transcript has a single exon. NCBI's taxonomy places the organism in Eukaryota, Fungi, Ascomycota, Sordariomycetes, Diaporthales, Diaporthaceae. Gene Ontology annotation, cellular component: nucleus. Gene Ontology annotation, molecular function: zinc ion binding. The record is from RefSeq and is a predicted model, not a curated record. Bases 1 to 1659 code for a protein of 552 amino acids.
AUGGACUUCGCAAAGAAGCGGAAACUAAACGCCCUGUUGAAUGGCCUUGGCACUCGACCCUCGUACCCCACCGAUUCCAUCCCGCCGCCGCCAUCAGGCACAGCUCCCGAGGACGAGUCCACGCCGCAGACCCCUCCCCCAGACCGCAGCUCGACUACCACCCUCGCCUCGGCUUCCUCGACCAUCCACACGCCAGGCUCAGACUCCAUGGCUAUGCGCACUUCCAUCUCCUCCGUCCCACGAUCCGCCGCCACAACAGCCGACCUCGACCUCCUCACAAAGCGACGGCGACUCGGCCUUGCUGACUCGACCCCGUCCAAGGACCUUGGCACAAAGACCCCAGAUGGAGGCGGCCAGACGACCAUAUCGAACAUCGUCCUGAGGAAAUGGGGCGGCAACAAGGACAAGGAAACCAUCUUCAAGCCGAAGUACUGCCCGGCGGACAGGGACGAGCUGCUCAAGCGCCUCGCCAGCUUCCAGGAACUGACAGACUGGACGCCGAAACCGAACCCGGUCGCUGAGGUGCAGUGGGCCAAGAGGGGGUGGAUAUGCCAGGGCAAGGAGCGCGUGCGGUGCACGCUCUGCAACAAGGAGCUGGUGGUGAAGCUGAACAGGAAGGAGGUCGACGGCAAGGAGGUGCCCGUGCUGGUGCCCUCGGAGAUCGAGGACGCGCUGGUGGCCAAAUACGUCGAGCUGAUCGUCACGUCGCACCAGGACGACUGCCUGUGGCGGAAGCGCGGCUGCGACGACUCGCUGCUGCGCCUGCCGCUCUCGAGCCGUCACGCCGCCAUCCAGGACCUGCACGCGCGCUACGACGAGCUCUGCGCCCGCAAGGACUUCCUCCCCUAUGAGUUUAACCUGCGCCUGCCCGCGCGCCUCGACAUCGACGUCGUCCUUCGCUACCUGCCGAACGAGUUCUUCGCCAGCCCGGACCAGCAACAGCCGCCGCAGCAGCGGGCGCCUAACCGCGUGGCCCUCGCGCUAGCCAUGGUCGGCUGGCAGGGCCUGUCGAACUCCCGCAUCGGGCCCGUGCCCAACACGGCGUCGUGCCACACCUGCCUGCGCCGCCUGGGCCUGUGGAUGUUCAAGAGCAAGGAGGUCGAGCCGGACACCGGCGCCGUCAUCGUCCCAGCGCCCAUGGACUACCUCGACCCGCUGCGCGAGCACCGCUUCUUCUGCCCCUGGAACAGCGCCGACGCGCAGCGCAUCACGCCCUCGAGGCGCGGUGGGCCGGCCGCAGCGGACGAAGACGACCAGAGCAAGCCCGGCUGGGAGGUCCUGCUGCAGGUUCUCAAGAACGAGGCGUACCUGCGCAGCCGGGAGUCGCCGCAGCAGUCCAGGGGCAGGAGGGGUGACAAGCCGCCGCAGACGCCGUCGUCGCGCAGGUCGGGGCAGGACGAGGACGCCGAGGGGGGCCAUGUGGAAGGCGAAGAGGACGAAGAGGACGAGAAGACCCAGAACGCCAAGGACAAGGAGCGGUGGAAGCGCCUGCGCCGCGUCAAGAGCCUCCUGGGCGGCAAGGGGGGCAACAAGCUGCGCAAGUCCAUCACGCUCAGCCGGCCCGGGAGCAGCGCCGCCAAGAGCCGGCCGGGGACGAGCCACUCGACCGCACAGGGUGGGGACGGGCAGGAUGGGGAGGCGGCGCAGGCGGCGGGUUAA